This is a messenger RNA of Onychostoma macrolepis, 3652 nucleotides long. Its product is annotated as cytochrome P450 2K1-like. Gene Ontology annotation, molecular function: heme binding; oxidoreductase activity, acting on paired donors, with incorporation or reduction of molecular oxygen, reduced flavin or flavoprotein as one donor, and incorporation of one atom of oxygen; iron ion binding. Gene Ontology annotation, cellular component: cytoplasm; intracellular membrane-bounded organelle. The record is from RefSeq and is a predicted model, not a curated record. Gene Ontology annotation, biological process: xenobiotic metabolic process. The coding region runs from base 1208 to 2722 and encodes 504 amino acids. The transcript is spliced from 10 exons. NCBI's taxonomy places the organism in Eukaryota, Metazoa, Chordata, Actinopteri, Cypriniformes, Cyprinidae.
UGUGAGGAUUUCCAGUCAGGAUUUAGAUCGUAUCAUAGUACUGAGACUGCUCUCAUUAGAGUUACAAAUGACCUGCUUCUAUCAUGUGAUCGCGGUUGUAUCUCUUUAUUAGUUCUACUGGAUCUUAGCGCUGCGUUCGACACUAUCGACCACAACAUUCUUUUGAAUAGACUAGAAAACUUUGUUGGCAUUAGUGGAAGUGCCUUAGCAUGGUUCAAAUCAUACUUAUCUGACCGCCAUCAGUUCGUAGCAGUGAAUGAAGAGGUAUCAUAUCGAUCACAAGUGCAGUAUGGAGUACCUCAAGGCUCAGUACUAGGGCCGUUACUUUUCACAUAUCUAAAUUGCGACCUAUGCUCUCAACGUCAAAUGCAGAAAUGUUAGUUCAUGUGUUUAUGACCUCAAGGUUAGAUUAUUGUAAUGCUUUAUUGGGUGGUUGUUCUGCACGCUUGAUCAACAAACUACAGUUGGUCCAAAAUACAGCAGCUAGAGUCCUUACUAGAACCAGGAAAUAUGACCAUAUUAGCCCGGUUCUCUCAACACUGCACUGUCUCCCUAUCAAACAUCGGAUAUAUUUUAAAAUCUUGUUAAUUACUUAUAAAGCCCUGAAUGGUUUAGCUCCUCAGUAAUUGAGCGAGCUCUUAUCAUACUAUAGUCCUCCACAUUCAAUGCGUUCUCAAAACUCUGGCCGUUUGAUAAUACCUAGAAUAUCAAAAUCGACUGCGGGCGGCAGAUCCUUUUCCUAUUUAGCACCCAAACUCUGGAACAAUCUACCUAACACUGUUCAGGAGGCAGACACACUCUGUCAGUUUAAAUCUAGAUUAAAGACCCAUCUCUUUAGCCUGGCUUACACAUAACACACUAAUACGCUUCUAUUAUUCAAAUCCGUUAAAGGAUUGUUAGGCUGCAUUAAUUAGAUCAACCGGAACCGGGAACACUCCCCAUAACACACGAUGUACUCGUUACAUCGUAAGUAGAAUGGCAUCUACGCUAAUAUUUGAAUUUUUCUUUCUUAUUCUGUUUCUCAGUCCGUGUCCGGAUCAGAUGGUGGAUCGGCGCCGGGAGAUGAUGUCUGCGGCCCUGAUCGUCAGGCGGAGACCAGGACGCCUAGAUGAGCCCCAGAGACAUAUACCCAGACUACACAAAGUCCCUCCCUUACACAGCGGCUAUAAAUGUGUGAGUGCAUCAGUCUGAGGAUCUCAGAGAGAAAAUGGCUGUUGUUGAGUCGCUGCUGCAGUUUCUCAGCACAGGUACAUUACUGGGAGCUUUGCUGUUGCUUCUGGUUUUGUAUUUGCUUUCUUCUGGAUCCAAAUCUCAGAAAGAAGGGAAAGAGCCACCGGGACCCAAACCACUGCCACUGGUGGGGAACCUGCUGACCCUUGACCUCACGAGACCCUUUGACACCUUUUUUGAGCUCUCCAAAACAUACGGGAACAUAUUCCAAGUGUUUUUGGGUCCCAAAAAAACUGUGGUCCUAGUUGGAUACAAAACUGUCAAAGAAGCUCUUGUUAACCACGCAGAAGAGUUUGGUGACAGAGAUAUUGGACCUGGUUUCAGGAUAAAGAAUGAUGAGCAUGGGAUCCUGUUUUCCAAUGGAGAGAACUGGAAAGAGAUGCGACGCUUUGCUCUCAGCAACCUGCGGGAUCUUGGGAUGGGCAAGAGAGGAAGUGAAGAGAAAAUCAUAGAGGAAAUUGAGUAUCUGAAAGGAGAGUUUGAUAAGUUUGAAGGAAAACCCUUCAACACGACACAACCUGUGAACUACGCUGUGUCAAACAUCAUCUCAUCGAUUGUGUACGGCAGCAGAUUUGAAUACACAGACCCUCAAUUCACUGCAAUGGUCGACAGAGCAAACGAAAAUGUUCGGGUUGGUGGAUCAAUUUCUAUGAUGCUCUUCAACAUAUUUCCAUGGUUGGGUCCGUUCCUGAAAAACAGAAGGAUUAUUGUAGACAAUAUUAUCCAAAGUAGAGAACAGAUGACAAAGUUGAUCAAUGGGCUUCUGGAGACUCUGAAUCCACACGACCGCAGAGGGUUUGUUGACUCCUUUCUCAUCCGCAAACAGAACGACGAGAAAUCUGGCAAGAAGGACUCAUACUUUCACCAGGACAAUCUUAUGGUAUCUGUGACAAAUCUCUUUGUCGCUGGUACUGACACCACAGGAACGACUCUGCGCUGGGGUUUGAUGCUUAUGGCCAAAUACCCUCAUAUACAGGAUCGUGUUCAGGAGGAGAUUGACAGAGUGAUCGGUGGACGUCAGCCAGUGGUGGAAGACAGAAAGAAAUUACCGUAUACAGAUGCAGUGAUUCAUGAAACUCAGAGACUGGCAAACAUAGUACCUUUGAGUCUACCGCAUAUAACCACCUGUGACGUUACCUUCAAUGGAUACUUCAUCAAGAAGGGCACCACUGUAGUUCCUCUGCUGACGUCUGUUUUGAAGGAUCCAAGUGAAUGGGAAAAACCAAACAGCUAUUAUCCAGAACACUUCCUUGAUGAGAAGGGCCAGUUCGUCAAGAGAGAUGCUUUCAUACCCUUUUCUGCAGGACGCAGGGUUUGUCUUGGAGAGAGUUUGGCCAGGAUGGAGCUCUUCCUGUUCUUCACCUCCCUUCUUCAGAGCUACCGCUUCACGACUCCACCUGGAGUGUCUGCAGAUGAUCUGGAUCUCAAAGGAGUAGUAGGAAUAACUUUGAAUCCGUCCCCACACAAACUGUGUGCGAUCAGACGCUCCUGAAUGAUGAAAAUAUCAGCAGUCCUUAAAAGAUUACGGAAACCGAACAUCUCAGCUCGUUUCAGUAUGAGUUGGAUGAUUUCUGCACUUUUUUUAACUUUUUCCUUUGAGUAAAUGUAUAUAUGAAGAGUUCAGAUGGAAAAGCUUCUAAGUGCCACCUGAAAUUUUCUUCUAAAAUUAGAAGUUUUCUCAGGCUCAUAUGUUUAUGUUCAGUUAUUUCACUUUAAUGGUAAGAAAAGAACCUAUUCAUUGCAAUUAAAGAGAAAUUACUAAACCUACACAUAUGAGCCUGAUAAAAAUGCUCAUUUUAGAAGAAAAUUUCAAAUGGCACUUAGAGGCUUUUGCAUCUGAACUCUUCAUAUGUGAAACCAACCACUUUGGCUUCUUGUAAAACAUCUCAGACAAAUAAAAGGUUGUAAUAGGCCAAACAAAACAUUUUGAGGUUAUUUGCUAGAUUGCUAUUCAUUGAAUGUUGUUACUGAUUGUUUGGGGGACUAAAAAGUUGUUAUAAUUUGGAUGUAAAUUAAGUGCGACCUCUCACAAAGCACAGGUGCUCUUUCACAGAGCAUGCAUAGAAAGGAGACAGUGGUACUUUUUAUUAUGACUAAUUUCAACUUUUUAUGCCAUAAUUAUGACUUUUAUAACAGUCAACAAGCAGUUUUUUUAGAAUAAACAAAACACAGUUUUACGAAAGAAUUACAACUUUAUUUACUUUAUUGAAAUAUUUAGCUUACUUGACUUCUUCUUUGAUAAUUACAAUAUUUUUGCAUUAUUUGACAGCUGUCCAUCAUUUUUUUUGCUGUUGUUGUGGUGUUAAUUGUAGUUUGCUCCUUUAUUCUCGCAUUAUGGCAUUUAAAAAAAAAAACUUACAUGCAUUUCACUUCACAAAUAAAAUAUGCUUUUAGGCAAACAUUGUUUUUGUUGGCCCACUUU